GGGAUAACCUCGCCCCGCUGACCAUGCCUGGGAGUCCGUCCCCGCUGAUGGGGCUUCCUGCUCUCCUGAGGCCUCGCUCUUGGCUUCGCGGUCUGUCUUAGCAGCUGGUUUGGCUUGGCAUCCAGUCCGUGGGCAGCCUGUUUUUUAUUUAUUUUUUUAUUUUUGUGGGGGUGGGGUUUGCACCUUCAAGCCUGGGAAGCGCAGCCGCCACUUGCAGCCUGGGGGAGGGAGGGGGGUGGCCUGCCUCUCUGCCCCGGAAUAGGAGGAUGUCUCUUUUCACGAAGGCGCUGAGAGUCUCCAACCGCUCGAUCUUCGUCUUCCUCUUCUUCUUUUCCUUCUCCUCCUCUUGCCUGUAUUUCAUUUAUGUGGCUCCCGGAAUAGCAAAUACGUAUCUAUUUAUGGUUCAAGCACGAGGUAUAAUGCUGAAAGAAAAUGUGAAAACAAUAGGGCAUAUGAUCAGGCUAUACACUAAUAAAAAUGCUACUUUAAAUGGCACAGAUUACCCUGAAGGCAACAAUUCAAGUGAUAACCUUGCACAAACUGUGAUGUACCUUCCAGAAAAUUUCACUUAUUCUCCUAGCCAACCUUGUCCAGAAAAGUUGCCCUACAUGAGAGGCUUUAUUGAUGUCAAUAUGAGUGAAAUUGGUUUGGAUGAAAUUCAGAAGGUAUUUUCAAAAGAUUUAGAUAUUGAACCAGGUGGUCAUUGGAGGCCCAAGGACUGUAAACCACGGUGGAAGGUUGCAAUACUCAUUCCUUUUCGGAAUCGCCAUGAACAUCUUCCAAUAUUUUUCCGACACCUGAUACCAGUGUUACAAAACCAAAGGCUGGAAUUUGCUUUUUAUGUUGUUGAACAGACUGGAACACAGCCAUUUAACCGAGCAAUGCUCUUCAACAUUGGUUUUAAAGAAGCCAUGAAGGAUGGUGACUGGGACUGUGUAAUUUUUCAUGAUGUGGAUCACUUACCUGAAAACGAUCGAAAUUAUUAUGGAUGUGGUGAGAUGCCACGACAUUUCGCUGCAAAGCUGGACAAAUAUAUGUACAUUCUUCCAUACAAUGAGUUCUUUGGUGGUGUAAGUGGACUAACAAUAGAACAAUUCAAAAAAAUCAAUGGAUUUCCAAAUGCUUUCUGGGGAUGGGGUGGAGAAGAUGAUGAUCUCUGGAAUAGAGUUCACUAUGUAGGAUACAACGUAUCAAGACCAGAAGGAGAGCUAGGGAAGUAUAAGUCUAUUCCUCAUCAUCACCGAGGAGAAGUUCAGUUCUUAGGACGGUAUAAACUAUUAAGAUAUUCCCGAGAGCGUCAGUACAUUGAUGGGUUGAAUAAUCUGCUAUAUACACCUACUAUUUUAGUCAGCAAAUUGUAUACAAAUGUAACAGUAAACCUUAUGCCAGAACUAGCUCCUGUCCAAGAUUAUUAAUGGAACAGCAGAAUAAAUGGAUCAAAUAUUUGAAAACAUUGAUUUGAAACCGCAAGUUAAAGACAUCAAAUCAGAUAUUUCUGAAGACUUAACAAAAGAAGUCAAAUGAUUGUAUGUAUGACUAUGUGCCAGUUUGUGAAAAGAAACCCUAGUGGCUGCUACUUAAAAUGUUUACUUCAUGAAACCAACACUAUUCAAACCUUGUUUGGGCACGUUUUUCACAACAGAAACCACUCGUCUCAACUGUAAUUAACAGUCGUGUUGCUUGUUUAGAAGCCAAGAAAAAUCAUUUUCACCCAGGAAAUAUGCUUUCAAGAAAUCACAGUUAAAAUGAACUUUUUAAUAUUUUUCAUGUUAUGUAAAUAUCUUUUAAAUUAACAUGCUUUUGAACAUGGCAGCAUUCAAGAGUUCUGUAUGUGCUUGAGAAUACUUGUGUUCAGUCUCUUGGAUUUUGUUUAUUGGCAUGAAAUAACAUGGAAACAGUUUGACUGGUUUACAAUGAAGGACCAAUUUGCUACUUAGGGUUGUAAACUAUUUUGAGCUCCAAUAUACCUACAUACGUGAUUUUACCACUAAUUUUUCUGUGAAUAAUCUUUAAUUUUUUUAUUCUAUUUAUUACUUAGGCAAUGCCACGAUUCCCUGAUUAUGCUUGAAAUAAUAUUGUUUAUGCAUAUUGCAUGUACAUUAUGGGAAUCCAUCAAGGAUGUUAUUGUGUGCCAAUAGUGUUGGUAUCAGAUUUAUGCCCAGUCAGUCUAUUUAUUAAGAUAUUGCUGCUUGUAGAUUUCUUUUUAAAACAACUCCUUCCCUCCUAAAUGGAAAGUCCAGAUAUAUGUGCUCAUUAGAAGAUUAAUGAGUGAUAAUAGGAGGGGAAUGAUGGCAGAAAGACUUAAUAUGAACAGAAGGAGAUUUUCAGAACAUUUGCCAUUGGUUCAAAUUUAUUUACAUUAAAGUUGCUGGAGCUGGAGUUACCCCAAGGGGGAAUGUUUUGAAGAUUUCUCACAUAAUAAUUGGCAUUAGUGUCAAAAGCUUCUCUUUUUAAAGUUCUGUGAAUUUUCGGCAACAACCUAAGACUCUUUCCUUCAUGACCUCUAGAAAGAAUGAGCAUUCUCUAUUUUCUCUAAUUUCACCAGUUUUUGUGGAAUGGGUGAAGAUCACCAUAUUAUAAACGCUAUUAUUUAGUAUAGUCUUAUAUUAGUGCAGUUAAUACCAUGUGAAAUUACUUCCUUAGAGCCUCAGCAUAUUUUUAUUAUUAUUAUAUGCUGUUCAUAGUUCAACUGUGGCACUUGCUCUCAUGGGAGGCAAUGAUGUCCACCAACUUAGAUGGCUUUAAAAGAGGAUUAAACAAAAGUAUGGAGGAGAGGGCUGUCAAUGGCUACUAGUCAUGAUGGUUAUGCUCAGCAUCCACAGGUGGUGGCAGCAGCGUACUGAUUGCCAGCUGCUGGAAACUACAGGAGGGGAGAGUGCUUUUGUGCUUGAAUUCCGAAAAACAUCUGGUUGGCCUCUCUGAGAGCAGGAAACUGAACCAGAUGGGCCAUUGGCCUGAUCCAGCAGGCUUUUCUUAUGUCAUGCCCUUUUGUUAUGUAGACGUUGCAAGAGACACCUGUCAUUCUAAAUAGUAUGCAAAAUUCAACUAGGCAUUUUACACAGUUAAAUAUGAAGAGUUCUUGCUGAAAAAGCAAUGAUGUCAGGAAGACAUGAUGUAAAUUGGGCAUUUAAAAGAGUAUUUAAAUUUCAUCUAGAUCUCUACAUUGGGUGUUCUUCUUCCCCUAACCCCCAAUUCAUUAGUGGACUUUUACGAAGUUAAACAUGCCACACGUUUACCAGAUUUAAUAUGACCACAUUAUUUGAAUGCAAAUGCUUAACUUUAAAAUGUCAGCUUGUUGCAUAACUUUUAUAUAGGUAUAUAUUUAUAUAUAUAUAUUAUGCCUUCAUUUUUAAUCUAUCAAAAAUAAUAAUCCAAGAGACAUUGUACACUAUUUCCUGCUUGAACACACCAUUCUAGAGCAGAUCUUAAUAUGCCAUGUGCCUUUAAAGUAGCAUAAGACUGGAGCUGGAAGCCAUUCAUAUUCUUUAUCCAUGGCCUAUUGUAAAACCCCUAAAAAGUUGAAUUUGGUUUCUGGUUUCCAGUAGUUGACAAUUAAGAGUUCCCAAUAGUUGACAAUUAAAAAUACCUAUAAUUGGAAAUAUGAUUUUUAAGAUUAUAAAGAGAAAUUAUAAUUAAACGAAGUAAUGAUAAUCACAUCACUUUGAAGUCUGCUGAGAAUACUAACUUUACCCCACCCUACUUGGUCCUUUAAUAUUUGGGGCUAAAAUGAGAGGUAAUUGAUAUAUGGAUAAUAAAACAUACUUUCCCCCUUGGAUCUCUGGGCCUAUUUUGGAAUCUUGUUAAAGAGUUGAGCUUGUAUUUUUUCAUGUAAACUAUGUGAAUUGUUUAAAAAAAUGUACUUGCAGCAUAUCAGAGGGAAGUGUACUUAACAUUAUUUUACUGUUCCAGCUGUGAGAUGCUCAUUUAAUGCACUGAAAACUAAUGUUGUAAAUUGUAAAGAAUCAUGCUAUGACAUUUUAUUUUGCACAUUAAAAUGUUUGUACUUUUAAAAUACAGUCUCUUGAAAUGUAGUGUGCUAAAAACUGAUGUACUGUUACUUUUACUAAUAUAGCUUUUAUUUUGUUUGAAAUAGUUUUGAAAUAGUGUAUUCCUUCAAUUUCUUUUCUUUUAAAGCACAGGUUUUAGGAGAGCUCCGCCUCAUUAUAUUCUACAAUGUUUAAAUGAAAAGAGGUUUCAAUAUUUUGUUAUUAUUUUUCCUUAGAGUGGAAUCCGACUAAGCCAUAGUCAGAGUAGAUCCACUGAAACAUGUGUUCUUAUGUGAGUCAUUUUUACCUUAAGUCUCUUGAUUUCUAACAGUCAGUGCAAGCAACAACACUUACGGUAGUGCCUGGUUUUAGAAACAUGCCCUUAAUUACCCAAUAUACAAUUCAGCUCAUUGCUCAUGCAAUUCCUCUGUGCAUGCAUGCCUAGCUAUCUUCAAGUUCCUGAAGGUGCUUUUCAGAUUAGCUUUUCCUAAACUACUGGUAGUUUUAUCACUGAUUUUACAUGGGGAUACAGUGGUACCAUGGGUUUAGAACGGCUUAGUUUAUGAACAACUUGGAAAUAGAAUGCUGCAAACCCGGAAGCAGGUGUUUCGGUUUGUGAACUUUGCCUUGGAAGCUGAACGUGUUCCGCUUCCUGCUGAGUGUGUUCCGUUUGUAGAUUGAGUCCCCUGCUGCUAAUCAGAGGCUUCCUGUUGAGUCUGUCAGCUGUUGAGUCCCGAGCACCCACACAACACAUAGGUGAUAUUUGGAGCUUUUGAUUUUGCUAUAUUUUGUGUUUUUGUGUGGCUUUUUUGUUUUUUUGACUAUGACUUGUUGUUUGUGCACAUCAGUGCACAUAAGAAAAAAAUAAUUUUAAUUUUUAUCAUCUACAAUACUGUCUUAUUUAUUUUAUAGUACAGUGGUACCUUGGGUUACUGAUGCUCCAGGUUACAGACUCUGCUAACCCAGAAAUAGUACCUCAGGUUAAGAACUUUGCUUCAGGAUGAGAACAGAAAUUGUGCGGCAGCGGCACGGCGGCAGUGGGAGGCCCCAUUAGCUAAAGUGGUGCUUCAGGUUAAGAACAGUUUCAGGUUAAGAAUGGACCUCCAGAACGAAUUACCGUAAGUUCUUAACCCGAGCUACCACUGUACAGUACAUUGAUUAUUGCUUUCAUUUUAUGGAUCAAUGGUCCCAUUAGAUAGUAAAAUUCAUGUUAAAUUGAUGUUUUAGGGGUUGUCUUUUAAAAUUUGAAUGGAUUAAUCUGUUUUGCAUUCCUUUCUAUGGGAAAGCGCUCCUUGGUUUUGGAACAGACUUCUGGAACGGAUUAAAUUUGGGAACCAACGUACCACUGUAAUGGCUUGGACCCUACAUUUUUGCUCCUUUCACGGAAGGCGAGUUACACUCCUAGUGGAAAGUAUUUUAAGAACACAUUCCAUUCUCACGUUUGUGCAUGUGCGUGUGUGUGGAUGGAUGCAUGUGCGCACGCACAUCACUAAUAGCACUGAGAUCUUCAGUAUGACGUCUCCUUCCUUGCCACUUCCCUCUGCCUUAAGUGUGACUUAUGUGCCAAUGGAAGCAUUUCUCCAGGCUUCCUGGAGACUUGCAACAUGUGAGUGAGCAUAGGUGUGCCAGCAGCCAGAUGUGCAAUGGGUAUAGUCUAGAUCCUAUAAAAAUUGAGAAAGGACUGUGGGUGCCUCCUGAGGUUUUUCAAACAAAACCGGAUCUUGCUUUGUAACACAGAAAAUGAUACUGAAACUAUUUAGAGGAGAAAUAUUUAUUGAUGCAUUAAAAAAAAAAGUUUUAGCCGAGAUGUUAAUGCUAGAUGCUACUUUAGCAAACAAGCCAUGGGUUAUACAAAUUAACUGCGACCUCUAAUAUAAUC
Zootoca vivipara (common lizard) is the source of this 5865-nucleotide messenger RNA. It is a transcript of the gene B4GALT6, whose product is annotated as beta-1,4-galactosyltransferase 6. Gene Ontology annotation, molecular function: UDP-galactose:glucosylceramide beta-1,4-galactosyltransferase activity. The record is from RefSeq and is a predicted model, not a curated record. Gene Ontology annotation, cellular component: Golgi apparatus. Gene Ontology annotation, biological process: carbohydrate metabolic process; glycosphingolipid biosynthetic process. NCBI's taxonomy places the organism in Eukaryota, Metazoa, Chordata, Lepidosauria, Squamata, Lacertidae.